Molecule: messenger RNA, 450 nt
Organism: Cryptotermes secundus
Lineage: Eukaryota; Metazoa; Arthropoda; Insecta; Blattodea; Kalotermitidae
Product: trehalose-6-phosphate synthase-like
Exons: 2
Source: RefSeq, a predicted model, not a curated record
AUCGUAUUUGGCACGUCUCCAGAACAAAUGUUUUAACCUCACUUAUAAUUCAGGUUGAUGGUGCCAUUAUAAGACAUUGUUGGCAUUGAAUUGACUGAGUUGUACAAAUUUCGUAUUUUCCAGGCCUGAGAUACCGUGUUGUAUGACCCGUUACUUUGAAAAAAGUUAGUGAAUUUUCAAAAGGUCAAAAUGAGUGCUCCAGGGCCAGCACCGGGGAGUAUGAUAGUUGUUUCCAAUAGACUACCAUUUGUGUUGAAGCGCAGUUCAGAUGGAGGAAAACUAGAAAGAAAAUCAAGUGCAGGAGGGCUGGUGACAGCUGUUGCUCCUGUUGUGAUUCAAGCCAAAGGAAUAUGGGUUGGCUGGCCAGGACUGUUUGAUGAAAUAAAUGAAGCUAUCCCAGAAUCAGAUCCCAAUGACAAGACACCUACUGCAGGACUGUUAUCAGAAAAG